AUGGAGGCGAUUGCGGCCACCCCGCUCGGCGAUCACCCUCCAUCUCCAUGGCAGGACCUCCCGCCGGAGCUGCUGGGCCUCGUCAUCCAGCGCGUGCCGUCCCACGCCAGCCGCGUCCGCGCCGUAUGCCGCUCGUGGCGCGCCGGCGCGCGCCUGCAUCCUCCGCUGCGGCCGCUACUCCCGUGGCUCACGCUCUGCGACGGCAGGUCUCUCAGCCUCCCCGACGGCGAGCUCCAUCGUAUUCGGAUCCCAGACGACAUCUCCCGCAUCAUGUCCACGGGCGGCAUGCUCUUCAUCGUGCACAGCGAUGGCAGGUGCUCCCUAGCAAACCCCUUUUCCCACAACACGGCCCCUCAGCAGGUCCACGCUAACUGCUUCCGUCAUGAAGUAUCUCCUGAUUCCCCGCCGGUCUGCAAUCUCCGCAAGGUGGUGGUGAUGGCGGACCACAUCGUCACCAUCAGGGAAGGCCGCUCACAUGGACAUGGAGAGGUCUUGUCGAUCCGCGACCAGCGCCAACCCUCGAGGGCCGUGAACAUCCAGUGGACGCCUCCCCUACACAUCCCCGCGCAUGUCCUCGACAUCACGCUCUUCCAAGAGAAGCUCCACGUCCUUGUCGGAAUCGGAACACUAUAUAUACUCGCUAUCCAUCUUUACGUCAUGGACACCAUCGGCGGCGGUGACGGCAAGCAUGUUAACCUACGGCGCAUACUUGUCGCAAACGAGGAGCAAAACUACAUUCGCACCAGCUGCUACCUGGUCGCAUCCGGCGAUCGGUUGUUGAUGGUGAAGCAAAUGGGUAUGUUCAAUGGCUCGUUCAUAAGAUUUCUCAGGUCAGCUUGGUUUGAGGUAUUUGAGGCCGCGGACUUGAGCAGCGGCUGUGGGCAAUGGAAGAAGGUCGAUAGGUUGAUGGGACGUGCUCUCUUUGUCAGCCAAGGCUGCUCAGAAUCGCUUCCAACCGGUGACCAAUAUGGCGGGGCUCAACAAGACUGCAUCUACUUUCUGAGCAACAGCAAGAUAGACACGUUGCCGGGCCACUUCUCCGGCAUAUACAACAUGAGAUUAGGGACACUUUCGCCCUUGUUGUUCGAGACUCUGGUGGCACAUGAUGGUCCAGGAACAACGUCUUGGCUUUUCCCCGUUUAUACUUAG
This is a messenger RNA of Lolium perenne, 1149 nucleotides long. RefSeq lists its product as uncharacterized. Gene Ontology annotation, molecular function: protein binding. Lineage: Eukaryota; Viridiplantae; Streptophyta; Magnoliopsida; Poales; Poaceae. The record is from RefSeq and is a predicted model, not a curated record.